This is a messenger RNA of Pogoniulus pusillus (Red-fronted tinkerbird), 1349 nucleotides long. RefSeq names its product magnesium transporter MRS2 (gene MRS2). Gene Ontology annotation, cellular component: mitochondrial inner membrane. The record is from RefSeq and is a predicted model, not a curated record. The transcript is spliced from 11 exons. NCBI's taxonomy places the organism in Eukaryota, Metazoa, Chordata, Aves, Piciformes, Lybiidae. The coding region runs from base 16 to 1314 and encodes 432 amino acids. Gene Ontology annotation, biological process: mitochondrial magnesium ion transmembrane transport. Gene Ontology annotation, molecular function: magnesium ion transmembrane transporter activity.
CUGCGUGGGGCGCCGAUGCUGCGCACCGGUGUGCUCCGCCGUGUCCUGGGCCGCCCUUGUGGCUGGGCGGGCGCUGGGUCUGCCUUGCGGGCCGCUCCGGGGCUGGUGCCGAGCCGGGCCCGGCCCGCGGGGCUGACAGUGCUGCCGUGCGCUUGGGCGCUACGCUGGGCGGGUGAAUUUUCUCGACAUGCCACGACAGAGGCCUCCCAAGCCACCUUAGCAAGUGUGUCUCCUGUUUUUGCAGUGAUGAAGCUUGAUAAAGAGGGAAACACGACCUGUUUUGAAAAGAAGAAAACUGAAUUGUACCAGGAAUUGGGUCUUCAGGCUCGGGAUCUAAGAUUUCAACACCUAAUGAGCAUUGCUACUAGGAACAACAGGAUUAUUGUGAGAAUGGAGUUCUUGAAGGCUGUCAUAACACCAGAGUUUCUUCUGAUACUAGAUUAUCGUAAUUUAAACCUGGAGCACUGGCUUGUCAAUGAACUAGCAUCUCAGCUGGCUGGGGAAGGCCAACUAGUUACAUAUGCCCUGCCUUUUGAAUUCCGAGCCAUAGAAGCAAUCCUGCAGUAUCGGAUCAGCAAACUGCAAGGGAGACUUAACACUUUGCAGCCUCAGAUCCUUGAGACACUGGAAGCUCUAGUGGACCCCAAGCUUUUGUCUGUGGAUAGGAGUAAACUACACAUUCUCCUGCAAAAUGGCAAGAGCUUGUCAGAACUGGAAACAGAUCUUAAAGUUUUCAAAGAAACAAUUCUGGAGAUCUUAGAUGAAGAAGAAUUAAUAGAAGAGCUCUGUCUAUCUAAAUGGACUGAUCCACAAGUAUUUGAGGAGAGUACAUCUGGGAUUGACCAUGCAGAGGAAAUGGAGCUGCUGCUGGAGAACUAUUACAGACAAGCAGAAGAUCUUGCAAAUGAAGCUCGUGAACUCAGAGUGCUGAUUGAUGACUCAGAAAGCAUAAUCUUUAUCAACCUGGACAGCCACCGAAACGUGAUGAUGAGACUGAACUUGCAGCUGACUAUGGGGACUUUCUCUCUCUCUCUCUUUGGACUCAUAGGAGUUGCCUUUGGUAUGAACUUGGAGUCAUCUCUUGAAGAGGACCCCAGAAUAUUUUGGCUGGUGACAGGGAUAAUGUUUCUGGGAAGUGGUCUGAUAUGGAGACGCUUGCUUUCCUUCCUUGGGAGGCACCUAGAACCUCCACUACCUCCUCACGUUUCUGCAGUUCUGAAAAAAUCCCAACCAGCAGCCGGAAGAGUGGAGGUAAAGAGCAGCCUUAAAGCAGAAGCAUUUGGGCUCAGCAGAAGCGCUUUAACAAAUCAAUAGGAAAAGCAGGAAUAAAGAGACUUUGUUACAGGGUG